Molecule: messenger RNA, 1990 nt
Organism: Microtus oregoni (creeping vole)
Lineage: Eukaryota; Metazoa; Chordata; Mammalia; Rodentia; Cricetidae
Gene: Rsl1d1
Product: ribosomal L1 domain containing 1
Exons: 9
Coding region: 72-1382 (436 amino acids)
Cellular component (GO): 90S preribosome
Source: RefSeq, a predicted model, not a curated record
ACCCCUUAUCUUCCGGUUCCGGGCCGCGCGCGUUCCUAGCUCCCGGGUUCUGCACGAGGCUAGGGAGAAUCAUGGAGAGCUCUGUGUCCGCCUCCACCCCGGCCUCAGCGGACACGCCGACCGCUCUGGAACAUCUGGACAGAGAGCAGAUAAGAAAGGCAGUGGAAGUUCUGCUUGCACACUCCAAGUCAAGAAAAAACAAUAAUGAGUUACUUUCGAAUGGGAAUGAGAAUUUAUUUUUAAUGGUGGUAUUAUGGAAAAUUCCAAAGAAAGAACUGCGGGCCCGAAUGUCUUUGCCUCAUAGUAUUUUAACAGAUUCAUCAGAAGUCUGUUUGUUUACCAAAGAUGAGUGUGAGUCUCCUGAACAGACAGAAUGUUUCUAUAAAGCACUUUUGAAAAAACAUGGCGUGAACAGCGUCUCUCGGAUUAUCCCUUUUAGAACUUUAAAAACAGAAUAUAAAGCCUAUGAAGCCAAGCUCCGCCUCCUGGGUAGCUUUGACAUUUUCAUUGCUGAUGAAAGAAUUAGACGGCAUUUGCCUACACACAUAGGAAGACACUUCUAUCAGAGGAAGAAAGUUCCAGUAUCUGUAAACCUUAUGGCCAAGAAUCUGUCCAAAGAGAUUAAGAACUGUAUCACAGGGACUGUCUUAAACAUCUCCAAACAAGGUUCUUGCAGUGCUGUGCGUGUUGGUCACACUGGAAUGAAGGCUCAGCACAUCCUUGAAAACAUCCUGGCUGUCUCAGAAAUGCUUUCAGAAAAACUGCCAGAGAAAUGGCAGAGUGUGAAACUUUUGUUCCUAAAAACUGAGAAGUCGGUUUCCCUUCCCAUUUUUUCCUCAUUUGUCACAUGCCAGGAUGAAAACAACAUCAUGUCCUUCAAUAGCCUGAGGAAAAAGGUAAUAAAGAAAAAAAUGAAUUAUGAAAAAGAAAAGUCGAAGAAGAAAAACAAAAUGUUAAGGAAAAGCUCCAAAAAGGCUGCAUCUCAAGGUAAAACUAGCAGUGCUCCAGUGAAGGCCCCAAGAUCCCAGAAGAAAAAGACCAGCAAAGUAAAAACACAGCCUGAAGGGACAGACGAGAGUGAAGAAGCAAUCCCACAGCUGGUCCCAAUAGGAGAAACACCGAAUAAAGAAAACCUGGAGAUGCAAGAAAAUAUCACAGGGGAAAGGUCUCCAAAAAAGAAACCUGAUACAAAUACACAUCAGGGAAAGAAAAGGAAGGCCCUACCAGCUACAGAGAUCCCAGAAGCUUCAGGGCCUGAGACCGCAGGAAAGAAGCCAAGAAGUAUGCCAGAAACCAGAAAACCAGAGGCCAAGUUCUUUAAACCCAGGAAAUCUUCCAAUGCCCCCAAAGACAAAAAAGCCCAAGUAGCCCACUCAAACUAAAAUCAGGUUUCUCCGUUUGAAGGAACCCUAGCAGAGUUAACUGAAGAAUACUUGGGCAGAGAGGGUGUGGUGUCAUCCACUGUGGGACAUAGAGACAGGCAGAUCUGUGUGGAUCUGAGGCCAGCCAGAACUACAUCGUGAGACCCUGUCUCAACAGACAUACUUGAACAAAAUUGGGUGUGCACUCCUGCACUAACACUCAAGAAGCCAAGGCCAGAGAGUCAGGAGCUUGAGGGGAGCCUAGAGUUUGGCAAGAAUCUGUCUUUAAAGACCAAAGUUCAGUCCUGGGCUUGGUGGUAUAACACUUUGCUAGCAUAUGCAAGGUCCUGGCUUCAGUACCCAGAACUGUUUAAAAAAAAAAAAACAAAAAAAACAAAUACCACACACCUGCACAUAACAAAAGGUACUCUGGUCCUGACCCCAUGCAGUCUUAUCCAACAAUUCAUUUAAUGUUUUUGUAAAGUUUCCAGGGGUGAUUCUGAAUUAAUGUUUCUAUUUGUAAAAGACUAGGGAUUUGAAGCAAAAGCAUCUAUUUUUGUUGUUCAGUGUAUUUCUUGAUACGAGUGCUUAUGUUGUGUUCUAAUAAAGUGUGCAUCUGCUCUGGUAAA